AUGAAGGGUUUAGGAGAGGCAACGAAGGUAACAAAGGAAAGGAGACAGAGAGGAGACUCUCCCCUGCUGCAGCAGCUGCAGCAGCUGCAGCAGCUGCAGCAGACAGCAGCAGAGAGCAGCGACAGCAGCAGCAACAGCAGCAACCACAGCAGCAGCAAGAGCAGUAGCAACACCAGCAACAGCAGCAGCAGCAGAAACACACUAGCAGCAGUAACACCAGUAGCAACACCAGCAGCAGUAGCAACAGCAGCAGCAGCAGCUACACCAGCAGCACCAUCAGCAGCAGCAGCAGCAGCAGCAGCAACAGCAGCAGCAGCAGCAGCAAGGAGAGCUGAUUUGUUAGUUGAAUUUGCUUUGUCUAUAGCGAGGGCAGUGGGGUGUAUCUGCAGCAGCAGCAGCAGCAGCAGCAGCAGCAGCAGCAGCAGCGCCGGCGGCAACGGGAAGAGCAGCAGCAGCAGUUACUGCUGCAGCUCUGCUGCUGUAGAAGUCGUAUUUGCUCCUUCUUCUGUUCGUCUGCUGCAGCAGCAGCAGCAGGAGAGCCUAACGGCGCAUUUGAGGGGUUCUGCACGCCAGCAGCAGCAACCGCAGCAGCAGCAACCGCAGCAGCAGCAGCAGCAGCAGCAGCAGCAGCAGCAGCAGGAACAGCGGCGGUAG
Eimeria mitis is the source of this 654-nucleotide messenger RNA. RefSeq lists its product as uncharacterized. The transcript is spliced from 3 exons. Gene Ontology annotation, biological process: regulation of transcription by RNA polymerase II. Bases 1 to 654 code for a protein of 217 amino acids. NCBI's taxonomy places the organism in Eukaryota, Apicomplexa, Conoidasida, Eucoccidiorida, Eimeriidae. Gene Ontology annotation, molecular function: transcription cis-regulatory region binding. The record is from RefSeq and is a predicted model, not a curated record. Gene Ontology annotation, cellular component: nucleus.